CACAACAUUUAACCAUCGCUAUCGAAAGGAUUUUCAACAAAGAACAAUACAAAUCCUUCAUUCCUCUCUCUCUUAGAAUAACGAGUGUAUUGACCAAUCAGACACUUAAGAGUUCUUGUUCAUCAUCAUUUUUCUAUGACUCCGCUUGCAGCCUCCUCCUUUCCAACUUCUGUCAUUCCCCACAUUAUGAUGAAUAACAAUAAUCAACAACAACCAAAUACCAACAGUAAUGGUUCCUCCUCCGAUACUUAUCAAAACCUCUUACAAUGUCUUUCCUUCCUCUACCCUCAAUCGAAUUCUACAACUACAACCACCAAUUAUCAAACUACCAUUCCUUCCUAUAAUUAUCAAUCGAGCACAUUCUUUCCAAAUACUACUUCUACUAAUAACAGUAGCACAUUAAACAGUGCUGCUUCCACCACCAUGAAUAAUUCAUCCCUACUGUUAAAUAACUUAUUCUCGAAUCGCCACCAAUUAAUCACCAGUUUUGAAACCCAUACCACCUCUCAGAAUAACAAUUUUGUUCUCCCUGUUAUUCCAUGUGAUACACCAUCUACCUCUUUUAAUGAUUCAUCUAGCAGAAAUCAAUCAUGUGCAGUUAUUAUUGAGGAAGAGAUUGAAGAAGACAAUGGAUCUAAGAGUUUUAGAAAGAGAAAGACUCCCUCAACCAUGUCAACAACUCUUUCAAAUGUAGUAACCACUACAACGACAACAUUUACCCAAUCAAAGAAACCAAAGACUCGUUCAUCAGUUGAUGUUAAUUUGACGCUUGUUGAAACAUUGCCUAAUGAAACUGAAGACAAACAUUAUGACCCUUCCAACAGCUUUUUCUUAUUGUUAAAGAACCAUUUGGAAUUGAAUGAGAGAUUAAGCAAAUCUCUAAUGAAGAAUAAGGUUGUAGUUGAUUACACUCAUUCAACAUCAUUGGCGUGUCAUGAUCAUGUGAACAGCUUGUGCCAAUCCUCAUUGUCGCAUGACUUUGCAACAUCAUCAACAAAUCCAAAAUCUGUUGAUGUUUUCAAACAACCAAUCGAAAAAUUGUGCUUAUUGUACAGUAUGUAUACUCACAUGUGUCAAAAGAAGGGUCUCUCCAAAGAAGCUAGAUCUGCCUAUGAAAAAACCAGAACAUUGCUCAAACAAGUUUUUGACAAGUACGAUAAUUACUAUGUUGCAUUCACUUAUUGCAUUCUUUCACUCUACCAAUCAAGUGAAGGAGAUGAUGAAAGUGGUAAAUUCUAUCUAGAUCUUGUAGAUCACUACUUUAAAUAUCACAAGAGAAAUAAUACAAAAAAGACAGACACACAGAGUGAUUCUACAACUGAAGAAGCAGAGAUCAAUUCAUUGAUCAAAUACGUAAUACCUUCUGCUGACAUGGAUAGAGACUACUUUUUGGAAAAGUUUUACCAUGCUGCUGAGGUGAUAAACGAGGCUGGAUGUCAAACAAGAAUGUCUGAAAUUCGUAAAUUGCUUACUUGCUUUUAUUCAUACGGUACUGGUAUGAAAGAAGUUAUUCAUCCAGACUUUAAAGGUUUACUUCAAAAACCAAUUGAUAGUACUACAUUCGAAACUUAUUUGCGAAUGGUUGACUACACAUGGGAAGUAUCUUCUCUCACUAGUAAAUCAAUGAAUCUAGAAGACGACCAAAGAUCAAUACUUAAGCAUGUUGGUAAGGGUUACAAGCACACAGCAUACUCCCUGAUCAUCACAGAGUAUUUGGAUUAUUUGUCCAAACAUGUAUCACCAAAUGCUUGCUCCUCUUCCAUCAAUCUUACAACACUCAACAGUGAUAACGAACAAGUCAAAGAACUUUUACCAAAGCUUUACAAAGAGUUGGAUGAUUUUAUGAAUUUAUGCCAGCUCGAACCAGAAUCGUUAGGUGUCAUGCCACCAGCUUAUGUUUCUGCACUUUCUCUUGCUUGCAUAGUUGACCUCAACAUGGUCAAUUCAGAUCCAAACAUUUUAACCAAAAUUGAAAGAGAUUUAAGUGUAAUGUAUUACAUGUCAAGAAGAUACCAAAAAGUUAAAGUUGUAUUUGCAGAUGUAAUUACCAAACUUCUCGAAAAGCGAGAAGAACUUUUGGCCAAUAAAUCUAAACAAUCUUUGUAA
Messenger RNA from Naegleria gruberi, 2106 nucleotides. RefSeq lists its product as uncharacterized. The transcript is spliced from 2 exons. The record is from RefSeq and is a predicted model, not a curated record. NCBI's taxonomy places the organism in Eukaryota, Heterolobosea, Eutetramitea, Acrasida, Naegleriidae. The coding region runs from base 136 to 2106 and encodes 656 amino acids.